This is a messenger RNA of Macrosiphum euphorbiae (potato aphid), 1350 nucleotides long. NCBI's taxonomy places the organism in Eukaryota, Metazoa, Arthropoda, Insecta, Hemiptera, Aphididae. The record is from the annotation of a GenBank genome assembly.
AUGAGACCCGACAGCAGACUCAAACUGAAAUCAGAAUGCUUCGCCAUCAACAGGUUGCAGCUGUUGGAAUACGAAUAUCACACUGCACUCGACGACCUGAAAAAAGAUGAAAUAUCCUUCAGUAUUCUCUCCGACGUCUGCCUGCCGGUGUCGCUAUUGAUCCUCAUAGUGGUGUGGGGUUACCAGUUGAACGCCAUGACCAUAGAUACCUACAGCGGAGACAACCACACGAUGUUACUCGUCUAUGGCAUCGGACUCAUUGUGGUCUCGGGCACGGCAUGCGUUUACAUCGCCAUACGAAUGGCGGUCAUGCGACCAGAAAUCGAGGUGACCACUUUUCUCCAAGGAGAGAACUCCGUCGGCAACACUACACCAUCCGAUAUCAAAAUGACUUACUACACGACUAGGUGCACUCCCACGGUCCGCCCGGCAGCCGAUUUCGACGCCGAAGCUGACGCCGCCGUACUUAGGGCAGCCAUGAAAGGAUUCGGUACGGACGAGCAGGCCAUCAUCGACGUGCUGGCAAGACGGUCCAACACUCAGAGACAGGAGAUCAAAGAAGCUUUCAAGACACUCUACGGAAAGGAUUUAAUCGACGAUCUGAAGAGCGAACUCGGUGGGAACUUCGAGAACGCCAUCGUCGCUCUGAUGACCCCACUUCCGGAGUUCUAUGCCAAGGAAUUAAAAGACGCCAUCAGUGGCGUAGGCACUGACGAAGAGGCCAUUGCCGAAAUUUUGGGCACUCUCAGCAACUUCGGAGUCCGAACCAUUUCCUCUGUCUACGAAAAACAAUACGGAAACUCGUUGGAAGACGAUUUGAAAUCCGACACUUCGGGAUCUUUCCAGAGAUUGCUGGUUUCUUUGUGCUGUGCUAAUCGCGACGAAGACGUGGAAGUCGAUCGCAGCGCCGCAGUCGCAGACGCCCAGGCUCUAAUCGACGCAGGUGAAGCUCAAUGGGGCACUGACGAGUCGACUUUCAAUUCGAUUUUGGCCACUCGCUCCUAUCCACAGCUGAGAGCCAUUUUCGAAGAGUAUGAGAACCUCACUGGCAAGGACAUCGUAGAGACCAUCAAGAACGAAACUUCCGGAGCUCUGGAACACGGCUUUUUGACCAUCGUGAAAAGUGCCAAGAAGAAGAGCGACUACUACGCCGACCAGUUGGAAGCUUCGAUGGCGGGCUUCGGCACCAGCGACCGUCAGCUGAUCAGGAUCAUCGUGGGCAGAUCUGAAAUCGAUUUGGGAGACAUCAAACAGUCCUACGAGACCAUUUACGGUACUCCGUUGGCCGACAGAAUCGCCGGCGACACCUCUGGGGAUUACAAGCGUCUGUUAUUGGCUCUCGUGCAAUAA